Messenger RNA from Solanum lycopersicum (tomato), 1602 nucleotides. RefSeq lists its product as uncharacterized. The record is from RefSeq and is a predicted model, not a curated record. Lineage: Eukaryota; Viridiplantae; Streptophyta; Magnoliopsida; Solanales; Solanaceae.
AGAAUCCUCUGUUUCUUACCCUUGUUUCCAUUAUUAUUUCGUUUAUUGCUUCCGAUUAACCUAAUGGAAGGUUGAUACCAGCUUUAUCUUUGUUAAUCGCAUUUUAGAUGCUUCGUUUUUGAUGGAAUGUAUAGUUAGAAAAUGCGGAGUUGUAUUUUUGUGCUUUUGCAGUUUACAAUUUAGUGAUUUUAUGUUGAUUAUAACUCGUUAUCUGUUUACGAUUGAGUGAUUUUGUGUUGAUCAUAACUCUUAUGUGUUUAGAAUGGAGUGAUUGUAUAUUGAUAACUCUUAUGUGUUUGUUUUGGAUUACUAUUAUGUUGAUAACGAUGUGUUUGUUUUGGAUUACUAUUAUGUUGAUAACGCUAAUGCAUAUAAUGUGUUUGAAGAAAGUUCUCUGUGAUUUUCGAUCUGGCGUCCUGCAUUAAGCGGCUUAGCCUUAUUGAAAGAAUUCCGCUUAGAUCUCCUUUUCCUUUCUUACAGAAAAAAUAUUCUGAAAUUUUGAAUGGCUACCUAAAUACACUAAUUCCAUAUAUUUUUAGAGGAAGGCUUUUCCCCGAAACAACUCUUCUCUAGACGUAGAAUGUAAUGGUUCGUUUGGUGAUUUGAAAAUAGUUUGCGACAACACGUUCAGCUUCCAGCAAGUUUAUGCUGCUUUUUUAGUGUGCUGACAAAUAGGAAAAGGUUUUUGAAACAACUCUUGUCUAGACGAAGAAAUAAAUGGUGGUAGAAUGUAAUGAUCUAUUUGCCCAAUAGCUUGUGCGACAACAUAUUCAGCUUCCAGCCAAGUUAAUGCUGCUUUUUUAGUGUGCUGACAAAUAGGAAAAGUAUUUGAAACAACUCUUUUCUUGACGUAGAAAAAAAAUGGUGGUAGAAUGUAAUGGUCUAUUUGCCAAAUAGCUUGUGCAACAACAUAUUCAGCUUCCAGCAAGGUUAUGCUUUCAAGCGUGCUGACUAAUGGGAGAAAGAACAUGUCGACUGAGAAGAGUCCGCUUGAGCAAACGUCACCUGCUGUUGCAUCAUCAUGCCGAAAAAAGAAGUCUGAAAGUGCCACAUUUUUGGAGGAUGUGAAGGAUCAUAUUGAUGAGUUUAUACAUGCCUCAAUGGAUGAACACGCAUCUUGCUUUAAGAAGACCAUCAAUAAGCUGUGGUUAUGCCUUCAGAUGUUUGGGAUGUCUAAAAUUGUCGCUGAAAGAAAUGCUGAAGCAAAGGAGGUUGAGAGCUCACUUCCUCUCCAAACUGUUGUAUCUGAGUAAAGAUUCCCUAAGUAGAAAGAACUCGGGAAGGUGAGAUUGUGGAGGGUCAAAACAUGUAUGCAGUCUAAAGCCCCUUCCCUCAUCAGGUUUUAUUGUGCUAUCCACAUAUAUCAAUAAACAACAAUUUGAGAUGCUCUUGCCUGAGAAGUUGUGCUGCUUUUUACAUCUGUUGGUUUUACCAAACAUUAGACAUGUCUAGAUAAACAAAAUAAAUGGGCACAACAAUUUGAGAUGCUCUUGCCUAAGAAGUCUUGCUGCUUUUUACAUCUGUCUGUUUUACCACACAUUAGACAUGUCUAGAUAAACAAAAUAAAUGGGUACAACAAUUUGAGAGGCUCUUGCCUAAGAA